GUGAAAAACGACAUUAUGAGAAAUUCAAUAAAAUUCAAUUUAAGCAAAAUGCACAAUUGGAUGCUUUGGUGGUUUUUUGAAAAACUGAAGACAGAAAAAUUCUCAAAACUUUCGGGGUGAAAAGAGGAAGAAAUAGAGCUCAUUUCACUGAAAUUUUGAAUUCAUUCAGUGGAAAAUGACCACCUGAGAAAUUCUUUAAAAUCAACUUACAAAAUCCAAUUUAAGCAAAAUGCACCUUCAAACAUUUCGAUGGUUUUUUGAAAAACUGAAGAGAUGAAAACUCUCAAAAAUUUUGGAUUUAAAGAGGAGCUCAUUUCCCUAAAAGCUUUAAUUGAUUUAGUGAAAAAUGACAUUAUGAGAAAUUCUAUAAAAUCCAAUUUAAGCAAAAUGGACCCUUGGACACUUUGGUGGUUUUUUGAAAAACUGAUGAGGGAAAAAUUUUAAAACUUCUGGGGUAAAAAGAGGAAGAAAUGGAUCGAGAGCCGGUAAUAAUUACAAUUUGAACUAAAAGAUCAAUAUCCUCUCAAAGACAUUUCUAGAGGGGGAUUUAUCACUUUUAUUUGAAUAUCAAGAAGGAGAAAAAGCUCUUAGUUCUAUUUCUGAGCUUUAAAACCACUUUCAAUUUAUUUAGCUUUAGGUACGAAAAAAAACUCUUUAUCUAUAAAUGCUGAAAGUUUUUAGCUUCUGUCACUGAAUUAUUCACUUUUAUUUGAGCAUCAACAUAGAAAGAAGUUAUCAAACACACUUUUAGAGAAAAUUUUCAUAAUCCGACAUCACUGUACAACUAAUUUAUCACUCGUCGACAAUUUCAAUUAAAAUUUUAACGCAAGUCAAGGUUAAUCCCGUCCAGUGCCGAUAUCAAAACCAUAAGCCACAAUAUUUCUUCGGUACUCACUACGUAGUUCGUUAGCCUACCGGCAACAACAAAAUACCAUUAACAUGGAAAUUAUUUCGUGGUGCGGUACUCACUCGGAUUACGUUAAUAAAUAUUGUUUGUAUGAUAACACAUUGAUAUGAUAAGCAAAUUUUUUGAAAUUUAUUCUGUGAAAAAUAUCAAGGUAAGUACCUACUGUUACUCAACAAUGCUGUGUACCAAAAGCAACAUUGCAAGAUAUUGCACCUCAAGUGCAAAAGAACUAAAAGACAUCCCUUGUGCAAAAGGUCUUCCAAUUAUUGGUACUACUUUAUCUUUAAUCCUAGCCGGAUCAACGCCAAAGCUCCACAAAUACAUCGAUAAAAGACACCAGCAACUCGGACCGAUUUUCAAAGAACGCAUCGGCCCAGUUGAAUGCGUAUUCAUUUCAGAUCCGCAAGCAAUAAGACUGGCCUUUGCUUGCGAAGGAAAGUACCCUUAUCACGUUCUUCCAGAGGCCUGGACCACUUAUAACGCUUUACACAAUGUUUCCAGAGGUUUGUUUUUCAUGAACGGCCAAGAGUGGUUGCAUUUUAGAAGGAUUUUGAAUCCGCUGUUGCUCAAAGGCGAUCAGAGUUGGCUGAAAGAUUGUUGUGGGCCAGCAAUAGAGAAUUUGAUUGGUAAAAUUGACAAUAAAUAUGAAAUUGAUUCAAUGCUUUAUCACUGGUCUAUAGAAGUGAUUGUGUCAGUAUUAAUAGGAGCUAGUAAUUAUGCUGAGAAUAAGGAGAGGCUGGAUAAGGAGAUUGGUUAUUUGGCUUCAAUUUUGCAUUUGAUUUUUGAAACUAGCUCUAAAUUAGCUCUGAUUCCGUCAGGGUUUGCUGCUAAGUAUAGAAUUCCAAGAUGGAAAAAAUUCGAAGUUUCUGUUACAAUGGCUUUGAAAUCUACGGCCGAUUUGGUUAGCAAUCUAGCGACAAACUAUGAAAAUGGCGAAGGGUUAUUGGGCAAAUUAAAAGAGCAAAUGACCAUGAAUGAGGUUGUCAAAAUAGUAAUCGAUUUGAUUUUAGCUGCUGGCGAUACCACAGCUUAUUCAAUGGAAUGGUUGCUGUAUUCGGUUGGAAGGAAUCUCGAGGUUCAGAAAAGGCUGCGAGAGGAAAUUAGGGAUUAUGAGAAUAAGGGUCUAAGAUUAAACUCCAACUCCUACCUCAAAAACACGAUCAAAGAAUCCUUACGGCUCUAUCCGGUAGCUCCGUUUUUAACUCGAAUCCUACCUGAACCAGUUACAAUCAAUGGCUAUAAGCUCUCAGCCGGAACCGUAUUGAUCAUGUCAAUAUUUACGACGGGAAGGGACAAACGCAAUUUCAAUAAUCCAUUAGUCUUUGAUCCUGAUCGAUGGAAUAGGAGCGAGGAGGUUAGGACUGGGGUGGUACACAGUGCUGCAUUACCUUUUGCUAUGGGUGUAAGGUCCUGCAUAGGUAGGAAAUUAGCUGAAGCCCAACUGCAACUCACCCUAGCAAAAAUAGUACAAAAUUUCGAUUUCAAAGUCACCAACAAAAAAGAGGUUGACGUCAUAUUGAAGAUGGUGGCGGUCCCGUCUAGACAAAUCGAAUUUCAGUUUAAGCGAAUUUAAUAAAACUUUUUU
Messenger RNA from Ceutorhynchus assimilis (cabbage seed weevil), 2492 nucleotides. The record is from the annotation of a GenBank genome assembly. NCBI's taxonomy places the organism in Eukaryota, Metazoa, Arthropoda, Insecta, Coleoptera, Curculionidae.